GUGUCACUGAGCUCUGCAGGGGAGGCGGCCUCUUUCGCGGAGCCACUUCCGGGGUCUUCAUGCAGCCAUGGAUCUGGAUAAACCCUCCGUCUGGGGCUCCUUCAAACAGCGGACCAGGCCUUUGCUGCUCAACCUGAGCAAAAAGAAGGUGAAGAAGCACCCCGACAAACCCCCAGACUUAGGGGGGCGGCAUCGCCUGGAUCGCCGCCUCAGCCUCUCGGUCCCUGACCUCCUGGAGGCCCAGGCCUUGGCCCCGGAGGGUGGGCCGUACUCCGGGGCCCAGUCGUCCUAUACCUCUGUGCCCAGCAGCCUGUCCACGGCAGGGAUCGUGUCCAAGAGCUGCAGCAGCUCCUUGAAACAGUUGGAAGAAGAGCUGGACUGGAGCCAGGAAGAGGCAGGCCACCUGCAUGCGGCGGAUACGGACUCUGAGGAGACCUUCGCCUCGCCGGCCGCGGACAGGAGGGCUUCCAGCAAUGGCGUCUUUGAUCUGCUCCAGAAGGCGCCCCCGGAAGAGGAUGCUCCGGAGGAUCCAGAGAAGCUCUGUGGAAGUGGCGAUCUCAAUGCGUCUACGACGUCCCAACAGUUUGAAGAACAGUCUACCCUCGGGGAAGCCAGCGACGGCGUGAGCAACCUGCCCAGCCCCUUUGCCUACCUCCUCACCAUCCACCUAAAGGAGGGCCGGAACCUGGUCAUCCGGGACCGCUGCGGCACCAGCGAUCCCUACGUGAAAUUUAAGCUGAACGGGAAGACGCUGUACAAAAGCAAAGUCAUAUAUAAGAACUUGAACCCGGUCUGGGAUGAGAUCGUUGUCUUGCCAAUCCAAAGCCUUGAUCAGAAGCUCCGUGUGAAGGUAUAUGAUCGAGAUUUAACUACGUCUGAUUUCAUGGGCUCUGCGUUUGUCGUCCUCAGCGAACUUGAGCUGAACAGAACGACCGAACAUAUUUUAAAAUUGGAAGACCCAAACAGUUUAGAAGACGACAUGGGAGUGAUUGUGUUAAACCUGAAUCUCGUUGUAAAACAGGGUGACUUUAAGCGACAUCGUUGGUCGAAUCGGAAGCGGAUAAGCGGAGGCAAGUCCUCGUUGAUCCGCAACCUCCGGCUCUCAGAGGCCUUGAGGAAGAACCAGCUCUGGAACGGCAUCAUAAGCAUCGCGUUGCUGGAAGGAAAGAACGUGCCGGUGGGAAACGUGGCAGAGAUGUUCGUCCUGUUAAAACUGGGGGAUCAGAGGUACAAAAGCAAGACACUGUGUAAGAGUGCACAUCCGCAGUGGCGGGAAGAGUUUGACUUUCACUACUUCUCUGACAGGAUGGGCAUCUUGGACAUUGAGGUCUGGGGAAAGGACGGCAAAAAGCACGAGGAGCGACUGGGCACAUGUAAAGUGGACAUCGCCUCGCUCCCACUCAAGCAAGCCAACUGCUUGGAGCUGCCCCUGGACAGCUGCCUGGGCGCCCUCCUGGUGCUGAUCACGCUGACGCCCUGCGGGGGGGUCUCCGUGUCCGACCCGUGUGUGUGCCCCUUGGCGGACCCCAGCGAGAGGAAGCAGAUCAGCCAGCGCUAUUGCUUGCAGAACUCCCUGAAAGACAUGAAGGACAUCGGCAUUUUACAAGUGAAGGUUUUAAAGGCUGUGGACCUCUUAGCUGCUGAUUUCUCAGGCAAGAGCGACCCGUUCUGCUUGUUGGAGUUGGGCAACGACCGGCUGCAGACGCACACCAUCUACAAGACCCUCAACCCCGAGUGGAACAAAGUUUUCACGUUCCGUGUUAAAGACGUCCACGAUGCUUUGGAAGUGACAGUGUUUGAUGAGGACGGUGACAAACCCCCCGAUUUCCUUGGAAAAGUCUCCAUUCCCUUGCUGUCCAUUCGAGAUGGACAAACGAAUUGCUACGUAUUGAAGAAUAAAGAUUUAGAACAAGCUUUUAAAGGAGUUAUUUACUUGGAGAUGGACCUCAUCUAUAAUCCGGUCAAAGCCAGUAUCAGGACCUUUACGCCCAGGGAAAAGCGCUUUGUGGAAGACAGCCGCAAGCUGUCCAAAAAGAUCUUAUCCAGAGAUGUGGACCGCGUGAAAAGGAUCACCAUGGCGAUAUGGAAUACACUCCAGUUCCUGAAAAGCUGCUUCCAGUGGGAGUCCACGCUGAGGAGCGCCAUCGCGUUUGUGGUGUUCCUGGUCACAGUGUGGAAUUUUGAACUGUACAUGAUCCCCCUGGCCUUGCUGCUACUCUUUGCCUAUAAUUUCAUCGAACCCACGAAGGGGAAGGCGGGCAGCACCCACGACUCCCAGGAGAGCACGGAAGCCGAUGACGAGGAGGAUGAAGAUGACAAGGAAUCCGAGAAGAAGGGCAUCAUCGAAAGAAUCUACAUGGUACAGGACAUCGUUGCCACAGUUCAGAACAUCUUGGAGGAAGUAGCUUCCUUUGGAGAAAGAAUUAAAAACACGUUUAACUGGACGGUGCCGUUCCUUUCAUUCCUGGCCUGUGUGAUGCUGGCGGUCGCCACCAUCAUGUUGUACUUCGUUCCACUUCGGUACAUCGUGUUAAUCUGGGGCAUCAAUAAAUUUACUAAGAAGUUCCGAAAUCCCUAUGCCAUCGACAAUAACGAGCUACUAGACUUCCUCUCCAGGGUACCGUCUGAUGUUCAAAAGGUGCAGUACGCGGAGCUGAGGCCCUGCAGCAGCCAGAGCCCCCUUCGCAAGAAGCGCAGUGGGCCCUAGGACUCACGCCGCCCGUGGCCGCCAGCACCCCGUUCUGGGUUUGGGCGAUGGGGCCCAGGGUAUGGCUCUCUCCGUGGCACCGCGGUCAGUGCCGUUCGGACACACGUGUCGUGCGGUGCCCUGUCUGUUGUCUCCCCCCUUCUUCAAGCGCACAGAUGCACACACGCACACGGGGAUGUGCACACGCGUGGAUGUCCUAGCGGCACAGCCGGCCAGCCCAGCAGGAGGAGGCGAUCCGGGGACUGAAAGACUCACAUCCCUUCUUAUAGAGGAGAGAAAGCCAGGCUGCCGCGGGGCUGAACAGCCAGGAGACCCCUUGCAUUCGAGAGGGACUUUGAACUUGUGCUCAUACCUCCAGCGGCCGGUUCUCAGGAGGAUUCCCUCAUUUUCACUCCCCACCCCCCACACUCCUUUCCCAUGAUGCUUCCUGUGAGUCCGUUGUUGUUGUUUUUUCCCCCUCUGAGCUAACAAGUCUUUGAUAGAUAUCCUCUACCCAAGGAACGCAUCUUAUCAAUAGACUAGAGGCCCGAUGCAUGAAAUCUGUGCAAGAGUAGGCCUUCCCAGCUGUGGCAGCUGCCUCGAUCCCUCCCUCACAGCCGAGGCGGCUGCAGCCCCAGCUUGGUCCGGAAGGAUGUCCAGUCUAAUUAGCAUAUUAUGCUUUUAUUAUUAUAAAUUAUUAUAGAUUUUUCAGUAAUGAUCAGGAUUAGCCCCGAUCCUUGGGGAAGCGUUCAGCCGUGAUUCCUGAAGAUCUACAUGUCAAAUCUCAGUCAAGUCCUCGGCGCUGGGAGCCAUCCUGCAUCGGGGCCCGUUGCUGGCAAUGGGUGCCGGGAGGGUCGAAAGGGAGCACUCGUCCCAAAAGUGAAGGGUUCCUGGAAGUAUCCGGGUGUCUUAAAGCACCAUUUCUUCCGAUUGUACUUUGUGCUUAUUUCCAAACUAAAAUGUCCACGUGAUGGCUUCAGGAAAGGGGAGGGAAUGAAUGAAAGAAGGAAGGAAAGGAAUGAAUGAACUCAGAGAGUACUUAGGUCAAGGCCCGGGAGCAAGGGAUGAAUACAUGUGGGUGCAUACGCGGUGGCCAUCAUCGCUUCAUUUGCUCGCAUUUUUGAGCAGAAAGUGAAGAUAUUUUAGCAGCCCCAGCUGAUCAUUCGUUCCUCGUAUGGGUACAAUAAGUUACCCGUAAUAAUAAUAUUAUCUCACAGCCCUAUUCCUAGAAAAGUACCACUUCCGUCAAGAGUCAAGAGUCCCCGAUUCCUGCCGGCCCAGCAUUUCACAGUAACCUCCCCUCGUAAAAGUUCCAAUUUUGUGCACAUAAAUGAUAUGAAAAUUUCUUCUCAAGCGACAUGUAAGUUGUAAAGACUGUAUUUUGUCCACACAUACUUUGUAUGUGCCGUUAUAUAUAUAUAUGUAUAUGUAAUAUAUAUAUAUUGUAAAGGAAAUUUGAGGGGGAAAAAGAUCUGAUUUAAUAGUGAGUUUUACUAUGGUGUUCCCCCCCCCCCCAUCCUCCCUCUCUGGGUUGUAAUUUAAUAAUCUUCAAACAAAAUGUUUAUGAAACAUGCCAAAGAUUCUAAACCUUAUCAUC
This is a messenger RNA of Myotis lucifugus (little brown bat), 4283 nucleotides long. RefSeq names its product multiple C2 and transmembrane domain containing 2 (gene MCTP2). Gene Ontology annotation, cellular component: synaptic vesicle membrane. The record is from RefSeq and is a predicted model, not a curated record. The coding region runs from base 68 to 2707 and encodes 879 amino acids. Gene Ontology annotation, molecular function: calcium ion binding. NCBI's taxonomy places the organism in Eukaryota, Metazoa, Chordata, Mammalia, Chiroptera, Vespertilionidae. The transcript has 22 exons. Gene Ontology annotation, biological process: regulation of neurotransmitter secretion.